AUUGUCUCCAAGUGUUGAAUUCACUAUACAAGUGUUGGAAUUGCCUUUGAUUGAGUUGACCAGUUCUCUAAAGAGCCAAUAGAGAAGACUAAGAGUGGAAAAAAGGCAAGAGUGUGAAAGAUCAUCAUUGAGAAAAAGCCUAUCAAGAGUGAAACACGAGGGAAGAGUGACAUCUAUUGUUGUGAGGAUUUUUUUUACAGCUUUGCAAAUGUCUAACAAGGAGGAACCAUCAAGCGUUGGGGGUACACCAAACAUGGAUUUUGUUGUCAAUGCUAUGCAAAAACAGUUUGAGCGCUUCAAUAUGGUUUUUGGGGAAAUAAGGGAUAGGAUGGAUAGACAAGAUGCAAUGAUUGCAAACUUGCAAAGGGGGGAACCUAAUAGAAAUCCUAAUUUUAGACGACCUCUUGGGCAUGGGUAUGAAGAGUUUGAAUCUGGAAAUGAAGCAAGAAGUGAGAAUGAGGAAGAUUAUGAGUCUGAAAUUGAGAUGGGAAGAAAUAGACGUAGAAGAGUAAGGCAUGAGCGAGGUCAUGGGAGAAAUGCUACAAGACAAAGGAAUAGGGAAGAUGGGAACCUUGGUAACAUUAAAAUGAAGAUACCUUCUUUCCAAGGUAGAAAUGACCCUGAAGCUUAUUUGGAGUGGGAAAAGAAGAUAGAGAUGAUUUUUGAGUGCCAUAAUUAUUCUGAAGCAAAAAAGGUGAAAUUGGCAGUAAUAGAGUUCACUGAUUAUGCAAUCAUUUGGUGGGAUCAAUUGGUUUUGAGUAGAAGAAGAAAUGGUGAGAGGCCUGUAGCAACUUGGGGAGAAAUGAAGACUCUCAUGAGGAGGCGAUCUAUUCCUAACCAUUACUUUAGAGACCUCUAUCAAAAAUUGCAGACCCUUAUGCAAGGCUCUAAGAGUGUGGAGGAGUAUUAUAAAGAAAUAGAGGUGGCUAUGAUAAGGGCUAAUGUGACAGAAGAUAGGGAGGCUACAAUGGCUCAUUUCUUGAAUGGAUUAAAUAGAGAGAUAGCUAAUAUAGUGGAGUUGCAGCAUUAUGUGGAGUUGGAAGACAUGUUGCAUGUGGCAAUAAAAGUAGGAAGGCAACUCAAGCGCAAGGGAGCCUCAAAAUUCAAUUCUGGAUCUAGUAGUUCCUUUGUGAAACAAAACUGGAAGAAAGAAGACAAGACUGAUUCCAAGGGGGUUUCCAAAGGCAAGGAUGAAGCUUCAACUAAAGGCAAAGGUAAAACUGAUUCCCAAACUUCUAGAAACAGGGAUAUUAAAUGCUUCAAGUGUUUGGGUACAGGUCAUAUAGCCUCUCAAUGCCCCAACAAGAGAGUCAUGAUUGAGAAAAAUAAUGAAGUGGUAACUGAUGGUGAAAGUGAUGAAUCCAUGCCUUCACUUGAAGAUGCUAGUGAUGAUGGGGUUGAAUAUGCAGUAGAAGGAGAAGCACUUGUGGUUAGAAGAGCUUUGAAUUCUCAAGUUAAGGAAGAUGACAUGGAGCAACAAAGGGAGAACAUUUUUCAUACUCGCUGCCUCAUACACAAUAAGGUUUGCAGCUUGAUCAUUGAUGGGGGGAGUUGCACGAAUGUUGCAAGUACUACAUUGGUUGAGAAAUUGAACUUGUCCAUCAUUAAACACUCCAGACCGUACAAGUUACAGUGGUUGAAUGAAUGUGGAGAGGUUAAAGUUACGCAGCAAGUCCUUGUUUCAUUCUCAAUUGGCAAGUAUAGUGAUGAGGUGUUAUGUGAUGUAGUUCCAAUGCAUGCCAGUCAUAUACUUUUGGGCAGACCAUGGGAAUUUGAUAGAAGGGCUACUAAGGAUGGGUAUACAAAUAGAUACUCAUUCAUGAUGAAGAACAGACCCGUUACACUUGUACCAUUGACUCCUAAGCAAGUUUAUGAAGAUCAAAGCUCAAAAAAAGGAAUUCCAAAGAAAAAAGAAAAAGAGGAGAGAAAAGUGAGUUUUUAUGCAAAAAAGAGCGAAGUGAGGAGUGUCUUGCUUGCUAGACAGCAUUUGCUUGUGCUUGUCUACAAAGAGACUUGUUUGAACACUAACACUCUUAACUUACCUCUUCCUAGUGUUGUUGAAUCUUUGUUACAGGAAUUUGAAGAUGUAUUCCCUGAAGAUAUUCCUCCUGGCUUACCACCCAUUAGAGGAAUUGAACAUCAAAUUGACUUCAUUCCUGGAGAAACAAUUCCCAACCGUCCAGCUUAUAGAAGCAAUCCUGAAGAAACCAAAGAACUUCAAAGGCAAAAAGAUGGAUCAUGGAGAAUGUACAUCGAUUGUAGGGCUGUGAAUAACAUCACGGUAAAGUAUCGCCAUCCCAUUCCUAGACUAGAUGAUAUGCUAGAUGAAUUGCAAGGAUCUAGUAUUUUCUCUAAAAUUGACUUGAAAUCUGGAUACCAUCAAAUUAGGAUGAGGGAAGGGGAUGAGUGGAAAACUGCAUUCAAAACAAAACAUGGGCUUUAUGAGUGGUUAGUCAUGCCAUUUGGACUCACAAAUGCACCAAGCACUUUCAUGAGACUAAUGAAUCAUGUAUUGCGUGCAUUCAUUGGAAAAUUUGUUGUGGUUUAUUUUGAUGAUAUCUUGAUAUACAGCAAAAAUCUUGAAAAGCAUAUGAGUCAUUUGCAUUGUGUCCUUGAUGUGUUGAGAAAGGAAAAAUUGUAUGCUAACUCAAAAAAGUGUUGUUUUUGCAUGGAAAAGAUUGUUUUCCUUGGUUUUGUUGUAAGUACACAAAGGGUAGAAGUUGAUGAAGAAAAGGUGAGGGCUAUAAAAGACUGGCCAACACCUACAAACAUCACUGAGGUGAGAAGCUUUCAUGGCUUAGCUAGUUUUUAUAGACGCUUUGUAAAGGAUUUUAGCACAAUUGCUGCACCACUCACUGAGGUCAUUAAGAAAUCUGUUGGAUUUAAAUGGGAAAAGGCACAAGAUCAUGCAUUUCAUGUUCUUAAAGAAAAGUUGUGUUCUGCACCUGUAUUGGCAUUACCUGACUUUCACAAAACUUUUGAGAUUGAAUGUGAUGCCUCAGGAAUUGGUAUAGGAGCUGUUUUGAUGCAGGAAGGAAGACCUAUUGCUUAUUUUAGCGAGAAGUUAAGUGGCGCUGCUUUGAAUGAUCCCACAUAUGACAAGGAACUCUAUGCACUUAAGAGAGCAUUAGAGACUUGGCAACACUACCUUUGGCCUAAGCAAUUUGUCGUUCACACUGAUCACCAAUCUUUGAAGCACAUAAAGGGUCAAGGAAAGUUGAACAAGAGACAUGCACGAUGGCUGGAAUUCAUUGAACCAUUUCCCUAUGUCAUCAAAUACAAGCAAGGAAAGGAGAAUGUUGUUGCAGAUGCAUUGUCUAGAAGGUAUGUUCUUCUUACUUCUCUAGAUGCAAGAUUGCUUGGAUUUGAACAUAUCAAAGAGUUGUAUGCAAAUGAUGUUGAUUUUGCUAAUGUGUUUCUUGCUUGUGAGAAAAAUGCAAUUGGUAAGUUUUAUAGAGUUGAGGGAUACUUGUUUAAAGAAAAUAAGCUUUGUGUGCCUCAAUGUUCUAUACGAGAAUUGCUUGUUAGGGAAGCUCAUGGGGGAGGUCUAAUGGGACAUUUUGGUGAAAAAAAGACCUUAGAUGUGUUGCAUGAACAUUUCUUUUGGCCAAAAAUGAAACGAGACGUAAAAAGGAUUUGUGAUAAAUGCAUAACAUGUAGGAAGGCAAAAUCCAAAGUCUUACCACAUGGUUUGUAUAAACCUUUGCCUGUACCAAAUGAACCUUGGGUAGACAUUUCUAUGGACUUUGUUUUAGGGCUACCUAGGUCAAGGAGGGGAAUGGAUUCCAUUUUCGUGGUUGUUGAUAGUGUUCAUUCGUUUACAGAAUAUUCUCCUUUUGAAAUAGUGUAUGGUUUCAAUCCACUAACUCCUUUGGAUUUGUUACCAUUGCCUGUUAAUGAGAAAGCAAGUCUUGAUGGAAAAAAGAAAGCUGAAAUGGUGAGGCAAAUGCAUGAACGUGUCAAGCAGAAAAUUGAGAAGAAAAAUGAGCAAUAUGCAUCCAAGGCCAACAAAGGAAGAAGGCGUGUUAUUUUUGAACCUGGAGAUUGGGUGUGGGUGCAUAUGCGCAAAGAAAGGUUUCCAGCUCAACGGAAGUCUAAAUUGGCUCCUAGAGGAGAUGGUCCAUUCCAAGUUCUUGAGAGGAUCAAUGACAAUGCCUACAAGAUAGAUUUACUUGGUGAAGAUUCGAGGACGAAUCCUUUUGAGGAGAGAGGGAAUGAUGAGAAUCAUCACGAAGAACAAGCUGACUCAAAUCAUUCAAGUGACCCAUUGCAUGUUCCAGUAGGGCCAAUUACAAGGGCAAGAGCUAAAAGACUUAAAGAAGCUUUGAAUGGGCUGGUUCUAGAUAUGUGGGCCAAUCAAAAUUAUCAAGAUUCUGACCUAAAAAGCAAGCAAGACGUCAUCAACAUUAUAUGGGCUGAAGAGGGAGCUGUUGAGAGUCUUUUGAGCCAGAAUACUAUUAAAUGAAGAGCUUGGGCCAUAAUGGACACUUGGGCUGACUCAUUGGGGCUUGUACUUUAUUAUUUUGGGCUGCACAUGUUGUUUUAAAUCUUAGCCACAUGGGUGCACGAAAAUUUAAUCUUGAAAACCCAAUCUGACUUUUCAUAUUUUCAAGCAUCUUUAAUACUUUGAGUUUCUAGGCUAAUUAAGUUAGAGAUUUAAUAUUUUGUGGGAAAUUAGAUUUGAAUAUUUCCUAGGCUAGUAAUUAUGGUCUUUUGUAUUUUCCUAAGUGUUUACUCUCUCUAUAAAUUGUACUCUCCCAACAAUUGAAAAUCAAUCAAUGAAUGAGUGAUUUACU
Molecule: messenger RNA, 4796 nt
Organism: Diospyros lotus (date-plum)
Lineage: Eukaryota; Viridiplantae; Streptophyta; Magnoliopsida; Ericales; Ebenaceae
Exons: 5
Coding region: 209-4465 (1418 amino acids)
Molecular function (GO): nucleic acid binding; zinc ion binding
Source: RefSeq, a predicted model, not a curated record